CAGGAGCUGAAACGAAUGGGUGCGGACUCUUCUCACUAGCCUCUCCACUGUAGCUACGUUAGCCCGUCUGUCAUUAAAUUAAGCGAACGUUGAUUGGGAUUUUUUAACAGCUUCUUUAUUUACCGAAUAGUUGUUAUUUUUUUGCCGCAAAGAACUUAAUGAAUUUAUAAACACUUCAUGGGGAGAUAUGUGGCUGCCUACAGUGGAGGACCUCCCUGGCUGCCAGUCCGGCAACUGACAGCUGUCAUCUAUAGGUGUUUAGCUUGCUAGCUAGGUUAGCUCACGGCUAACAGGUUCGCAGCUUGGUCAAUUUUAAGUGUUAGAAUCAGUUUAGAUAAAAACAAAGGCAUUUUUUUAAACUGCGUUUGCCUCCGCCUUUUUUCCUAGAUCAUGUCAGAUGAGUGUUGGCAACCCGUAUUUCUUAUAUUUUAAGGUGACGCUAUUUUGGCUAGCUAUUUUUAAGCUAGCUCGUUGCUUUCAUUGAGUGAGGUGAAGCACUCCUGGAGCCAAUGCAGAUGUAUCUGAGCGAUUAAGGAGUUGACUGCUGCUAUCUUUAGGUGUUUUUCCUCCAUACUCUACAAAAACGGCAAGCUAGAGUGUACUCCGGUUACAAUCUGGGGACAUGAAAAAAUUUUUCGAUUCUCGUCGGGAGUUUGCGAGCUCCGGGCCUGGUUCCGGAGCCGGUGGUGGAGGCGCUUGUUCCGGCGUCGGCGGCAGCUUCAUAGGAAGAAUGUUCAGCAUUGGACGAUAUCAAGUAACAGUGGAGGAAAUCAUCGCCGAAGGCGGUUUUGCCAUAGUGUUUCUGGUGCGAACCCAUCAAGGUCAACGCUGUGCUCUAAAAAGAAUGUAUGUAAACAACGAGCACGACCUGCAGAUCUGCAAACUUGAGAUACAGAUUAUGAGAGACCUAGUGGGCAACAAAAACAUUGUUGGUUUUCUGGACUCCAGCAUAACGGCAGUGGGAUCUGGUGAAGUGUGGGAAGUCCUAAUCUUAAUGGACUUCUGUCGAGGUGGACAGGUGGUAAACCUCAUGAACCAGCGGUUACAGACGGGCUUCAGUGAAGCUGAGGUGCUGCAGAUCUUUUGUGACACGUGUGAGGCUGUGGCUCGUCUCCAUCACUGCAAAACUCCCAUCAUUCAUCGAGAUCUCAAGGUAGAAAACAUCCUCCUCCAUGACAGAGGCCACUAUGUUCUCUGUGACUUUGGAAGUGCCACCAACCGCUUUCAGAAUCCUCAGGAAGAAGGGGUUGCAGCUGUGGAGGAGGAAAUCAAAAAGUACACCACUUUGUCGUACCGUGCUCCAGAGAUGAUCAACCUCUACAGUGGAAAAGCCAUAACGACUAAAGCAGAUAUUUGGGCAUUGGGUUGUCUACUCUAUAAGCUGUGCUUUUUUACCCUUCCUUUUGGUGAGAGCCAAGUGGCAAUUUGUGAUGGCAGUUUUACAAUCCCGGACAAUUCCCGGUACUCACAAGAGAUGCAUUGCCUCAUCAGAUACAUGCUGGAACCUCACCCAGAGAAACGACCAGACAUCUACCAAGUGUCUUACUUUGCCUUUAAACUUGCUCGACGAGAGUGUCCAGUCCCAAAUCUGCAUAAUUCUCCCAUUCCUGCCAAACUUCCUGAGCCCAUCAGAGCCAGUGAGGCUGUGGCCAAAAAGAGUCAGACCAAAGCCAGGCUUACCGAUCCAGUUCCGACGACCGAAACAUCAAUUGCCCCCCGACAAAGGCCUAAAGCCGGCCAGGCACAGCCCCAGCCCAUCUCAGGCAUUCUCCCCAUCCAGCCUGCUCUCACCCCGCGCAAGAGACCCAGUGUGGCUUCAGGAACCCCUCCAGCAAUAGGUAUUGGUGUCCCCGCUGCAGCACAGUCUCCUCAACAAGUUCCGACAAUGCAGUCGGCUCCGCAGCCGCUGCAGACGGCGAACAUGCAGCCGCAAGUGACCCCUCAGCAUCAGCAGUUACUCAUGAAGCAGCAGCAACCCCCACCCUUCUUAAGUCCACAAGGCAACCAGCAGCAUCAACUGCAGGACCUCCAGCAACAACAAACACCUUCUCAGCCAUCUGCUUUGCUACAGUCCAAAGCAAAAGCCAUUCUUCCAGUUGUUCCAAUGCAGCAGCACAUGCAGCAGCAGCACCACCUUGUAGUUCAUGAAAAAGCCGCAUCCCAUCUCACAUCCAUCCCUGAGUCUGCAGUCAUAGGUCCUGCAGCAGAGCUGGAGGUUGUGAGUUCUUGUCGAGGAAUUCACAAAGCUGGCUCCUUGACACCCCCCUCAUCCCCAAAGAUUGCCCCUAAGAGCGGCCACAGGCGGAUCCUAAGCGACGUCACCCACAGUGCAGUUUUUGGGGUUCCAGUCAGCAAGUCCACCCAGCUACUUCAAGCAGCCGCAGCUGAGGCCAGCCUCAACAAGUCCAAAUCUGCUAGCACCACUCCUUCGGGGUCCCCAUGCUCGUCCCAACAGAGCGUCUAUCAUCCAGGAGGUGUGGAUGCCCCAUCAGGACUCACCGCACCCCACACCUCUGGCUGGAACCCAUUUGGAGACGACAACUUCUCCAAGCUGACAGCAGAGGAGCUGCUCAACAAAGAUUUUGCUAAAUUAGCCGAGACUGCCGCAGCAGAAGAGAAAGUCGCACGUUCCAGUGAAGGCGUUAUUCCAGAGCUUAGUGCAUUUCCAGUAAAGACAGAGGUGUGCGUGGAUUCGCUGAUUCCUGGUUUGAAAGCUCUUCCGGCCCAGAGACACUCAGGCCAGCCAGAGCUCAUUUGUCCCAGCAUGACAGACUGUUACUCCAGGGAGGACUCUCUGCUGGGUCACGAUCUAUUGUCUCACACUUCUGUUGGAAGCCCGUCUGUUUCGGCUCUGCUUUCUUCCUCUUCCUACUCCUCUGCUCCUCUCAGCUCAGGAUCUCGUCUGGAGGAGUUGCUUCCUGGUCAGUCUGCUCCCGACUCUGCUUUCCUCAUGUCGGGUGGGGAGAAGGGCAAUGAUGACGAGUUUGAUCCCAUUCCUGUGCUAAUCUCCAAAAACUCAAACCAAGGUGGUCACUCGCGCACCAACAGUGGCAGUUCAGAAUCCAGCCUCCCAAACUUGGCUCGCUCCCUCCUGCUGGUGGAUCAGCUCAUCGACCUCUAGAGGGGGUGGGAGAGGUCGAAGGGGCAGUGUGCAAUCCUAGCAAAAAGAAAGGCGGGAGGGUGGAGAGAUGGAGAUGGGCGAGCAGAGGCACUUACUGUUGUAGCACCUCAUGAAACGAGAAGAUCCUGCGUGAAUUGGUUCAGUGGAUCAGUUCCCUUUGCCUGCUUUGCCUCAUCUCCAUCUCUGGUUGCCUGAUAAGCCAGUUUCAUGCAUCUCUGCUGGCUUCAUUGGCAUUUCCAUGCUGGUGAAAAUCGUCUCGCUAAUGCCAGAGCAUAUCGUCUGCUUUUUGUCCUUUCCUCAUACUUUCAUUGAUGUCCCUCAUUAGCUGCACGUCCAUGGAAACAAAUGUAUGCACCGUCUGAUCACGGCUGCGUCACAUUUAUUUUAUGUGCUUGCUCAAGUUUUAAAGCUACAGGCCGCGCUCUGCUAUGGCCGACUGCGUCAGGGGUCUGAAUAUUAAUAAUUCACACUGUUUCCUGUAAAAGCUCUUAAACAAUAGCUAAGUAAGAGGGUAGAAGUUCAGUUUGGGGCAGCAGUGAUACAUUCCUCUACCUUUUGUGCUUUACUGUAGAGUGAGGAGAAUUCAAUUGACUUGCAUUUUGUUUCAAGAGGACCUUAAUGCUUCAUAGUAGCUGGAAAAAUAAAUGUACUCAAUUGCGCUGCUACAAAAUAACAGAACUUUACAUGAUGUGAGAGGCUUAUGAACCGUCAAGCAGAAAGGGGUUUAGAAGUGUCAGAAAGGAGCUUAAAAAAACGAAAAGACACAAAGCACAUGCCAAAUGUGAGGAGCAUUAAAGGUAAUGAACAGAUUCCUUGAUUGGUUUUCCCAUUUUGUUCAGUCAAAUCAACUGUUUUUUUUGUGCUGCCAUUGCUUGAACAUGAGAACUUUACCGAGUGACUGUGGCGUCACCCAUAGACGGUUACAACCAAUUGAGCUCAAUUUAGUCACCAUUUUUUUGGACGUCUCCAUAGUGGAGCAAGAUGUUGUCGGUAAGCAGUGAUUGUUCUGUCGCAGUCUGAGUCAACCACUCUAACCAAUCAUGAGUGAGCUUGUUGGAAGUCCACAUUGCUACCACUCGAAAGCGUGCUCUGGCAACACAUUCUCAUUCCCAAGUCGUCACAUUUAUUGCAUGGUUAAGGAUCCUUCCGCGUCAAAAAUUUACGUUUUGGGUGUCCCCAAUUAUUCGUUUUAUGAUGUGCUACCUGUUGCAAUCAAAUCAAGGCUCCCCAACCUCUGAGCCACAAACCUGGUACCCUAACCCUGUCCUACUUUGCGUCUGGUACUGCGUCCGACAGAACAACCGGACCCCUGAUUUAAUUGGAACAGUCAGUACAUCAAAAAACGACAAGUUGGGAACACCCGUAACGUCAAAAAAUGACGCAGAAGGGUCCUUAACCACGCGUCAAUAUGUCUCGCCUGGAAAUGAUAAUGUGUUGGCUCUGGAGAAUCUGGUCACUUUUUACCUUGAUUAACUUGCACUACAGAAAAAAUAUGAAAACAAAAAAAUAGGAUUAGCAAGAACAUGUUAAGAAAAUGUAUCGACUCAAGAAUGGUUAUUCUGACAAAUCUAAUGACUGAAUAAUAGCUGUUUGUUUCUCAAUAGACGUCUAUGAGAGUCACUCAGUUCAGUUCUCUUGUAUAAGUCGAUGUGUGCAGCCAGAAAACCUCCAUUACUAUUGACCUGAUGAGAGCAUAAAGUUACUCACUGAACUUGAGUUAGAUGUUCUUCAAUCAUUAUAUUGAUUCCCCUCAUUUGUUUUCUUGUAUCCUGACCUAGAGCAAGAGCAGCGCUCCAACUUUACUGCUUAGCUAAGAGAUCGCUGUAGCUCUUCGUGGCAGCAUACUGACUAGAUGUAUUUCUUCCACUCUAAAAGCUUUGGCGUUAUUCCUUUGUAAAUACUAGGCGUGGAGCAUUAAAGCUCUUUCAAUCUUUAAGGCAUGUAACCUUGAAACAUUAACAGUAUGUUCCGUCACACGUGCUCACCCAGCAAUACGAUAAACAGAAGAAAAUAUGACUCCAGUUAGUGUUAUGUGGACUUAUGUGUGAUUUAUGAAGCACCUCUGUGGCUCUUUUUCUAAGUAUUGUUAUGAACAAUCAAGAGCUGACAACCGUCAACUAUAAGGAGACGUCUACGUUACUAUGUCUCACAAAACUAUUUAGGAUAGAAAAGCAAAAUCUGGAGGAAUAUCGUUUUAAUCAGGAUAUUUCUAUCAGUAUUCCAAUUUUAUACAGCCAUUUAUUUCAAUGUUUGUUGAGUGUUUCCUUCUGCUGUCAAGACAAUUCAACAGAUUUUUUAAACUAUGUAAAUAUCAUUCAUAUUCAGAUAUAUUUUUUCCAUCCUGUUCUUAUCAGAAUAUUUGUUUGUUUGUCGGGCAGAUGUUUAAAAAAUAUUGUUUGACUACAUUUUCACGGUUGAUUCAGAGUGAAUGUAUAGAGGGUCUAUGACUAUAGAGGAUGAACAUUUAUGAGGCUAAAUGGGUAAAAACUAUAUAUAUAUAUUGUAUAUAAAAAUGUAUAUCAAGAGUGUAAAAUGUGAUUCUUCUGUUUUGUUUUCCUCCAUCAUUCAUGUCAAUAAUUUUUUACCAAUCUGAAAUUAUGAGUAAAUCAUGGUUUUAUUUUCUAUAACUGACAGAAAUCACAUGGCUGCACUGGUUUCCUGAAUGUCGGCAGUUUUGCUCCUCUCCCUUUAAAUGUGAUGAAGCAGUUCAGAGGUCCUGUUGCAGAAAUGUUCCUGUGCUCACAUUUCCUACAGUUUAUGUCACGGUGUUGUGAAGUUUAGCUUAAUUCCUCAGAUUCUGCAUGAACUCUUAGGUCUUAUAAGCUCCAUAUCAACUCAUGUGAAUACACCUGAACACCCCCUGUUGUAGUUUAGUACUUAAAAAUAAGACACGGCAUCCACCCUUCAGGAGGAUGUUCACAAUGCAGCCAGAUUAGACUUGGAUAGAGGGUCAUUUGCUUCUCUCCAUUAAUGAUCACUCGAGUCAUUUGUAUUUAUCUAUGCAAUCUUUAUAACAGCUCUUUUCUUAUCAGACGCCUGGGUUGAGUGUGACACUCGUCCUCACUUGCAGUGCUGGUUGAUCUGAAGUAAUUGCAGAAAAUGUUCUUUAGAAAUGUGUCAAUGCUUUAGUUUGCAGCAGACUGUGCACGUCUGGGCAGGAACUUUAUUCUUGUGUGAGUUUCUAUUUUUUAUGAGGUUCAAAGGGAGCGUACCGUGAAGGGACAAUAAAGCUAAUGAAUGUACAUGAAGUGUGUUUGGGUUAUAUUUUUGGACCUACUCAAAUAAAGAAAGGCUUCAUUUGGGA
Oryzias melastigma (Indian medaka) is the source of this 6425-nucleotide messenger RNA. RefSeq names its product AP2-associated protein kinase 1. Gene Ontology annotation, molecular function: protein kinase activity; ATP binding. Bases 623 to 3121 code for a protein of 832 amino acids. The record is from RefSeq and is a predicted model, not a curated record. The transcript is spliced from 19 exons. Lineage: Eukaryota; Metazoa; Chordata; Actinopteri; Beloniformes; Adrianichthyidae. Gene Ontology annotation, biological process: protein phosphorylation.